CUAUUUAGGGGAAAGGUCCAAAGGUCGCUCUGCAGUGUUGGAUUCUGCACGGACUGAUAUUCAUUCGGUGCAGAGAAAGAAUAUAUCAGCCCACGAGUUUUAUCCUAACACUGCUGGCUUGUUGAUUCUGCAUCAUGGCUCUUCUACGAGGUGUAUUUGUUGUGGGGGCCAAGCGCACUCCGUUCGGUGCCUAUGGUGGCGUGCUGAAGGAUCACAGUGCAACAGACUUGGCUGAGCACGCAGCUAAAGCCGCCCUCGCUGCAGGGGGCGUGGCACCAGAACUUGUAAACAGUGUCAUCGUGGGAAAUGUCAUGCAGAGCUCAGCUGAUGCAGCCUACAUUGCACGGCAUGUGGGUCUGAGGUGUGGGGUGCCCAUCCCAGUGCCUGCUCUCACUGUGAACAGACUGUGUGGAUCUGGUUUCCAGUCAAUCAUCAACGGCACUCAAGAGAUUUGCCUCAGGGAGUCAGAGGUGGUCCUGUGCGGAGGCUCAGAGAGUAUGAGUCAGGCCCCGUACGCUGUGCGCAACAUACGAUUUGGUACAAAGUUUGGAUUCGAUCUCAAGCUAGAGGACACCUUGUGGGCGGGUCUGACUGACCUGCAUAUCAAAAUCCCAAUGGGCAUCACAGCAGAAAACCUGGCAGAGAAAUACCAGAUCACACGAGAAGAAGUUGACAACUAUGCAUACCAGUCACAACAAAGGUGGAAGGCUGCUCAUGAGGCGGGUUACUACACAGCAGAAAUUGCUCCCAUUGAUGUGAAAGCUAGGAAGGGAAAGGUGUCCAUGGCUCAGGAUGAACACCCUCGUCCACAGACAACACUUGAACAGAUGGCCAAACUGACUCCCGUCUUCAAGAAGGGAGGGACUGUAACCGCUGCCAACGCUUCGGGUGUAUCUGAUGGAGCUGCUGCUGUGGUGAUUGCAAGUGAAGAUGCACUAAAGGACCACAAGCUCACUCCACUGGCCAGGAUUGUGUCCUACCAUGUGUCAGGCUGUGACCCAAGCAUUAUGGGAAUUGGUCCCGUUCCAGCAAUCACAGAAGCGCUUAAAAAAGCCGGCCUGACUCUCAAUGACAUGGAUCUUGUGGAGGUUUGUUUUUAGCAAAACAUUUCACUCUGUCAGACA
Notothenia coriiceps (black rockcod) is the source of this 1124-nucleotide messenger RNA. RefSeq names its product acetyl-CoA acyltransferase 2 (gene acaa2). The coding region runs from base 135 to 1100 and encodes 321 amino acids. Gene Ontology annotation, molecular function: acetyl-CoA C-acetyltransferase activity. The record is from RefSeq and is a predicted model, not a curated record. Gene Ontology annotation, biological process: fatty acid beta-oxidation. NCBI's taxonomy places the organism in Eukaryota, Metazoa, Chordata, Actinopteri, Perciformes, Nototheniidae. The transcript is spliced from 8 exons. Gene Ontology annotation, cellular component: mitochondrion.